AUGCUAUCACGAGCUGCAGUCCGCGCCUCCUCUACGACCUCGAUGGUCGCCCGCCGUGGCUUCCACUCCACCCGCGCACAGCUAGGCUCUCCUUACCACUACCCGGAAGGUCCACGAAGCAACAUUCCGUUCAACCCAUUGACGAAGUUCUUCGCUCUCAGAUAUUGGGGCUUCAUGUUUGUUGGAUUCUCCGCUCCUUUCGGAAUUGCAGUAUGGCAGACAAAGAAGAACCAGUAG
This is a messenger RNA of Glarea lozoyensis ATCC 20868, 237 nucleotides long. RefSeq lists its product as uncharacterized. The coding region runs from base 1 to 237 and encodes 78 amino acids. Gene Ontology annotation, biological process: mitochondrial electron transport, cytochrome c to oxygen. The record is from RefSeq and is a predicted model, not a curated record. The transcript is spliced from 2 exons. Lineage: Eukaryota; Fungi; Ascomycota; Leotiomycetes; Helotiales; Helotiaceae.